UAGGAGAUGGCUGUCAGAGCUCUUAAGCAGACUGGGAGUAGAAGCAUCGAAGCAGCUUUGGAAUACAUUAGCAAGAUGGGAUACCUAGACCCUAGAAAUGAACAAAUAGUCCGUGUAAUUAAGCAGACUUCUUCAAGAAAAGGUAUAAUGCCAAGCAGUGUAAGCCGUAGGCCAAGUUUUGAAGGAUCAACUGAAUCAUUUCCACCUUAUCACCAGAUAACCAACCCAGCCUAUGAAGGCACUGGCUUUGGUGCUGAAACUGCUAAUGUGCUCAGUGAUGUUCCCAGGCCAUAUAUGGACUAUUUACUUUCGGCUUCUCAGUCUGCAACUAUGAAUGCUCCUGUGCAAAGACCACCAUGCUUAGCUUCCCACAACACUCCCGGCAAUCUUCAGCAGAAAACAUACCCUACUAACAUGGAUUCCUCAGUCAUCAGCUAUCCAGUGGCUGGUCAUAGCAACCAAGCUUUGCAGUUGCAGGGUACCCACAGUUCAAAUAGUCCACAUUAUGGCAGACAGCCUGUGAUGGUGCAGAGUGAGGGGCUUGGAUAUGGAAUUCAGCGAAGCCAUUCUUUUCAAAAUAAAAUGCAGCAAGAGGGAGCAUAUCCGAGUCUUCCUAAUAAAGCAGCUGUUGCACCUAACAAUUCUGGCCAUGGGUUCCAGCAGGCACCGGCUAGUCUGUAUAUGCCACAUUCGCAUCACAAGCAGCCAAUCCCAACUUCUCAUCCAAUGCAUGUAAUCACUAGAGGUGCCGCAUUUAGUAAUGAAUUUUCAGACAGCCCACCCCAAGGUCUCUUAACCCCAUCUAGAAAUAGCCUGAACAUGGACCUGUAUGAUCUGAAUAACUCUCAGAUUCAGCAGUGGCAAACAACCUCUUCCUCCUCUUCUUCCUCUUCAUCCCGUCGUGAUUCACUACAGAGCCAAGCCUUGGAAGCAUCUCCACGGCAACAUGUACCCUUCAGGCCAGAUACCUGUGUCCCGAGUAGAACCAAUUCUUUUAACAACCACCAACCACCAAUGCCGGUAUCUAUGAGGCAGGCUGCUUCAGGUAAAGCUGAUGCCUCCAUUCCUUCUCCAAAUACUAUCACGGCUGUCACAGCUGCUCAUAUUCUCCAGCCGGUGAAGAGCACAAGAGUGAUGAGGCCUGAACCUCAGACUGCUGUAGGCCCUGCACAUCCUGGCUGGUUACCUGCACAGUCUUCAGCACUAGAGAGCUUAGGAAUGAUGGAGCAACACCCCCUUCCUGUUGGGGGAGCAAAUUCCUAUCAGUUAGAUGUUGAUUAUAGUAAUCAGGAACUCAGGUGUCCACCACCACCGUAUCCCAAACAUUUGCUGCUACCCAAUAGUUCAGAGCAGUUUGAUAUUAACUGUUUACGUCCAGGAAUGGAACAAACCAUUCGGGGAGUCCCAAGCUCAUCAAGCAGCAAAUCUGAGGAAAACGGAGAAAGGAAUGACAAAAUCAAGACAGCUAAAGCAGAAAAAGUGGGCAAAGAUAAAAAGCAAAUACAGACCUCCCCAGUGCCAGUGCGGAAGAAUGGCAAAGAUGAAGAGAAGAGAGAGUCCCGAAUCAAGAGCUACUCACCGUUUGCCUUUAAAUUCUACAUGGAGCAGCAUGUGGAGAAUGUUAUAAAGACCUAUCAGCAGAAAAUGAAUAGGCGGCUGCAGCUGGAGCAGGAAAUGGCCAAGGCUGGUCUUUGUGAAGCAGAGCAAGAGCAAAUGAGGAAAAUUCUCUACCAAAAAGAAUCAAACUAUAACAGGCUUAAAAGAGCUAAAAUGGAUAAAUCGAUGUUUGUUAAAAUCAAGACUCUGGGCAUUGGUGCUUUUGGUGAAGUCUGCCUUGCUUGCAAAGUGGACACUCAUGCUCUGUAUGCCAUGAAAACACUGAGGAAAAAAGAUGUGCUCAACCGUAACCAAGUGGCUCAUGUCAAAGCAGAAAGGGAUAUCCUUGCAGAAGCAGACAACGAAUGGGUGGUCAAGCUCUACUACUCCUUCCAAGAUAAAGAGAACUUGUACUUUGUGAUGGACUACAUCCCAGGGGGAGACAUGAUGAGUCUGUUGAUUCGAAUGGAAGUUUUUCCAGAAAAGCUAGCUCGGUUUUACAUAGCUGAACUAACUUUAGCCAUAGAAAGUGUGCAUAAAAUGGGAUUUAUCCAUAGAGACAUCAAACCUGAUAAUAUUCUGAUUGAUCUUGAUGGACACAUCAAACUGACUGACUUUGGCCUCUGCACUGGAUUUAGGUGGACACAUAACUCAAAAUACUAUCAGAAAGGGAAUCACAUCAGGCAGGAUAGCAUGGAGCCAAGUGAUCUUUGGGAUGAUGUGUCUAACUGUAGAUGCGGAGACAGGUUGAAGACCUUGGAGCAGAGAGCUAAAAAGCAACAUCAGAGGUGCUUGGCUCAUUCCUUAGUUGGUACUCCCAACUAUAUUGCACCAGAGGUUCUUCUACGUAAAGGAUAUACUCAGCUUUGUGACUGGUGGAGUGUUGGUGUAAUUCUCUUUGAGAUGUUAGUGGGGCAGCCUCCAUUUUUGGCAUCUUCUCCUACAGAAACUCAGCUAAAGGUGAUAAACUGGGAGAAUACUCUGCACAUUCCCUCUCAGAUCAAGCUUAGCCCUGAAGCUAGUGAUCUCAUUACAAAACUCUGUUGCUCUGCUGAAGAGAGGCUUGGAAGAAACGGAGCAGAUGAUAUCAAGGCUCAUACUUUCUUUGACUCCAUAGACUUCUCCACUGACAUCCGCAGACAGCCAGCUCCUUAUGUCCCAAAGAUCAGCCAUCCAAUGGACACUUCCAAUUUUGAUCCAGUUGAGGAAGAUGGGCCUUGGGAUGACACCAGUGAAGACAGUGCCAGGGCAUGGGACCCACAGGCCUCAUCUAAUGGCAAACAUACAGAACAUGCCUUCUAUGAGUUCACUUUCCGAAGGUUUUUUGAUGACAAUGGUUACCCAUUCAGAUACCCAAAACCUUCUGGGCUAGAUAUAGGCCAGUCUAAGAAUUCUGAUGUAGAAAACAAAGAUGGGCUGGAUCAGAAUGGAGCCUGUCAACCUGUAUAUGUGUAAAUGACUGUACAAAAUCUCCCUCCAAAAAAACUUUAUUCAUAAAGUUAAGGUCUUCCUUAUAUAGUCCUUAGUUGGGAUCAGUUCCAGUUCAGGAUCAUGCAAGUCUGGGGAAAGAAAGACUUGAAGAGAAAGUUCUAAAUGCUAGCUGUUUCAAAUUUUAGGCCAUUUAGAACUGUAAAUAGCUUUGUUGAUGAGUGCACUUGAAAUCCAGAUUUUCACUCUAGUUUCUAAGGCCUGGUGUGUUACAUUCUUAACCAACUUUUUCUUCUUAUCUGCUGUUGCAUUUACAUGCUUCCAUAGCAUUGUGCUAUUUUUUGUUUUAAGUGAGCAAAGAGCACUUACUUUUGUUUAUAGCAGGGUUGUUUUUUUCCUACUAAAUUAUAGGAAUUAACUUUGACAAAUCAUGCUGCUGUUCUUCUUUUCUCAUUUGUUAAAAAUUGGAUCCAUCGCACUUGUGUCACAUUUUAGGAAAAUACGUAAGAUUGAAGAACAUAUGAUUAAAAGUCUCUGUGCAAUAAUGUUUAGUAAGAGAAAAAAAUGUAUUGCGUCUAAUGUCCUAAAUUUACCAGUGCCAUUUUUGUAUUCAGACUCUAAUCUUUAUGUGUAUGUUUCCACAUUUCAAAAUUCUGACACAAUUGUUGAAGCUGCUUUAUUUCCCUUUUUUAAAAACAUAUUGGAAUUUAGUGUAAUCAUAGUAUGAGCAAGUGGCAGUCAGGAUGUGAUAUCAAUGAUUGAUGUGUGGAGAGUGCUGCAUGGGUUGUGUUAUUUUGUUUUUCUGUUUGAAAUGACCUUUUUCUUGCCAUUCACGGGCAGGUCCUGUGUAUCCAUUUUAACUGAAGAUCUAUAACUUUAGACCUUCAGAAUGUGUGCUGAUAAAGUAUUGAUUGUGUGGAUGGUUUUUCUAUUAUGAUUGUGUGCUAUCUAUUAUAUGUUCUCUAAGACAAAUGGCAAAGCUCUAAUUCUUGUAGGGAUUGAUGGUGUGUAUAGGCGGAAGGAGAAUUUGGUUUAAUCAGUUGUCUUAUUUCAUAAAAUAUUUAUCCUGGUAUAAAAGGAUAAAUAGCAAAACAUAGCUUUCAGGAUCACUUUGUGGUCAGAAUCUAUGGCCAGCACAAUACACAGUAUUCAGUGUGUUUGUAAGUUGCCACAUAGUAUUCAUGAAUAUUAUCAUUUAGUAUCUGUAUGCAGAAAUAUAUAAUGAGAAUGUUCAAUUCUCUGUGCCUUAAAAUUGAAUCAAGAGCCUUAUAUUCUUUUUAAAUUUUAUAGGACUCUUCUGAGCUAUAAUGCUAAGUGACAAUGAAUUUCUGGAAUGUAUUGGACAUAUAAAGUUGCCUUUAUAUUGAUUCAGGUUAUUAGGUAUAGUGUACUGUCUCCAGACAGUACAGGGUAAUCUUGCAAGCUGUUUCUUUAAAGCAGAGGUUUUCCAAGCCCUGUUAUCUGAGACCUUUUAUUGGAUAUGCUGGAGAUUGAAAAUGGGACUCUAUAUAUACAAGGCAUAUACAUCAAUAGGUUGUAGUCCUUCUUCAGAUGCAGUUUUUCAUUAUUGUGAUUACAUUUUAUGGUGGCAAAUCAACGUGUGUACCUGCCCUUAGUCAUUUAGGCAAGGGUAAAGAACUUUUCCUUUAGAUGUUGCUAAACUACAGUUCCCGUCCCAUCAGUUCCCUAGCAUAGUCUGUAGUGAAUAAUGUUGGGUUUUAUUUCGUGUCAGCAUCUGGAGAUCUUAAAGUUCCCCACCCCUGAUUUAGGCAUCCCUGAGACCAUAUGAAGACACACCAACCAAUGUUGGCAUGUCUUGUUGCUUGUCUGUGAUGAUUUCAAGGCCUAGAAACUGCAUGCAUGAUAAAAAGCAUGUCGUUUUAUUUUGUUUAAAUCUGCAGGUAAGCACUAUAUCAUCAGUAUAAAGAAAAUUAGAGAUCGUGCAGUCACAUGAUUUAUCUAUACUACAUGAACGCAACAAUGCUGACACUCCCAGGGCUGCUUGGAACUGUGAAUUAUUAUGUCCUGUUUAAGUGGAGAGAUUAAUCUUAACCAAGUAUAUACAGAACAGAAUCUAUUUAGGUUGCAGCCAUAGUUGUCUUAAGUGAAGCAUCCAAAUGUUGGUCUUGAUUAUAUCUGGUCCAUUAUAUUGUUAUAUAUUAUGAUAGAUCAAACUAAUCUUUCAUCUCUAUCAAAAUGCAAACAUACUUUUAAGAUAUUUUUUAAAUUGUUUAAAAUACGCAUUUUAUUAGCUAUGUUAACAUAAGGAAUAAUGGAAUGAUAAUGGAAUACUAAAGAUAAUUAAGCCAUAAAUAUCUUCAUUUAUAUUCUAUAUAUACCUAAAUAGAUUUUUCUUUCAAAUCCUUAAUUCAGAUUAGUUUAACAGUCCUAUUUUAAAUGACUGAUUGCAAUAACACUUGAGGGCAAUAUUCCACUGUGUGUUUGCUUAUUUUAUGUUUUUAAAUCUAAAGCUUCAUUUUUUCCUAUGUUAUUCCAUAUGUUAUUUCUUAAUAUUUUAAUCUAUCAUAUCCUACCCAUUGUCUACAUACUAUCUAAAACAACAACACCUGUAAAUCCAUCAGAGUAAACUAAACAAAAUGAUUGUGUAUUUGUUUACAUUUGUAUGAAAGGAGUGUUCUGAGAUAUGCAGUGCUUGUGUUGUGGUGGUUUAUGAAAGAUUCAGUAUUACUACUUUUUAUAUAAUGCCAUUUUUAUAUUUACAUCUAUCUGUCAUUCUUUUAUGUGGUAGGUUCUUCCUCAGGAACUCAGUUUAACUGUUAUUUAUUUAUCAUUUGCCUUUUGAAAGCUUCUGCUGGCACAAUUUAUUAUUAAAAGAUGAA
This is a messenger RNA of Python bivittatus (Burmese python), 5864 nucleotides long. NCBI's taxonomy places the organism in Eukaryota, Metazoa, Chordata, Lepidosauria, Squamata, Pythonidae. The record is from RefSeq and is a predicted model, not a curated record.